Messenger RNA from Engraulis encrasicolus (European anchovy), 3414 nucleotides. RefSeq lists its product as uncharacterized. Lineage: Eukaryota; Metazoa; Chordata; Actinopteri; Clupeiformes; Engraulidae. The record is from RefSeq and is a predicted model, not a curated record. The transcript has 2 exons. Bases 1263 to 2216 code for a protein of 317 amino acids.
AACUUAAGAGACGCAGGGGAGCAAUGGUUUCCCUCCUUGUAGUGCCUGGUCAUGGCAUAAGUUGCGUUCUUAGUGCGACCCACCCGGCGGUCCCCACGUUACCAGAUACAGUAAUCAACAUCUCGGACCUGGAUCUUUCUCAAGAGGAAACAGCAGAGCUGAAAAAAGGACUGUCCUUUGCUCCUUCUAACUAUCAUGUCCCUUUUUCGACCACAGUUGAUUGCUUUAAGUUUUUUAGAACGCUUCAUCUUAAGCACUUUUUUCAAGACACAAUGUUUUGGCCAAUAGUGACACGGUUUUGAGAAACUAUGAUGCCCCCAAUACUACAUCGAGGGAGGUGACUCCUUCUAAUCUGAAUCCCACUAUCCUGACUUUCAGCCAAUUAGUUGAGAAAAACUUGACUGGAGAAGAUCCCCCUUAUCAUGUAUGAAAAGUGCAAAUUUUCCAGUCAUAAUGAAUACUUAGAAUUCGACACUGGUGGUAAGUAUUCAUGAAAAAGGCAACAUUAGUGAAUGGGCAGCAUGAAUUCUGGAAAAAAAACAACUGAAAAUCUCACACAGUGUCCCUUUGAAGCUACUGGACGAUGAGAAACAGUAUGAUCAUUUACCUUCUAAUCCAAUGUGUGAAAUAACGAAAAUGAUAGAUGACUUCAUUGACAAUUCUUCCAAGAAGGGAUGCAUCACUGAAAAAGAAAGGGCCUUUCUCAUGAAGGACUAUCCCAUUUGCCCUGUCUUCUAUGGUCUACCAAAAAAUCACAAAAGACUUGGAUUCUCCAUUUCAUCCCAUUGUUUCCAGCAUUGAUAGUCUUACUGAACCCUUGGUGCAGUAUGUGGACUUUUUCUUAAGGAAAUAUGUACAUAGCCUACCAUCUUAUCUUGGGGACACUACUGAUAUUCGAAAUGUUGUCAAUAACUUGCAUUAUGAACAGAACGAUCUAUUAGUCUCCCUUGAUGUGCAAAGCUUGUAUACAUGCAUCCCCCACCAUGUCGGCCUUGAAGCCCACAGCGCCCCGCUGAAAUUCUACCUCCAACUCCAGGGCACGGCGAUGGGCAGCGCAUUCACACCAUCUCAUGCCUGCCUUGUUAUGGGUCUAUGGGAAGAAAAAUGUAUCAACACUAAUCUUAACCCUUUUUAUUCAAAGAUAGCACUAUGGGUAAAGGUACAUUGAUGAUGCUGUGAUGAUAUGGAAAGGUGAUGUUAAUGAAAAAUUUUCUUGAAUAUGUCAACUCGAGCACUAAUUUCCUAAUAACCUUUCCUUUACCAUGGAGCACGACUCACACUCCUUGAUCUUCCUGGACUUGACCAUUUUAAAAGACCUGAACAAUAUGCUACAGACAACUGUCUACCAUAAACCAUUGAGUAGAAAUACCCUCCUUCAAGCAGACAGUAACCAUCCUCCUCAAUUGAUUCGAAGUAUUCCUACUGGACAAUUUCUUAGAGUGAGGAGGAACUGUAGCUCUACUCAGGAUUUUAUGUCCAAGGCAUCCCAAUUGUCUCAGCGCUUCCUAGAGAGAGGAUAUGCGCAAGACGCUGUAGAUACGGUAUGGGAUGAAGCACUGAACAUUGACCGCCUCUCCCUUUUAACUAAAACACCUAGGCCGACCCAAACUACGAAACCAAGACUUUGUUUUUCCACACGCUACUCGCCCACAGCUGGUAAAAUUAAACAUAUCAUUAAAAAGCACUGGCACAUUCUACAAAGUGACCCGUCUUUGAAAGAGAUUUGCGCGGAUGCACCGAGGUUCACUUUCAAACGUGUGCGUAAUAUCCGUGAUAGACUUGUUCAUUUGGAUAUGAAGGUCUCACACUCUACCACUUGGCUCUCCAAUCCACCCACAGGUUUUUACAAAUGUGGUCACUGCACGCAUUGCUCUAACUCCACUAAUGCAAAACAUUUUUCUCAUCCCAUGACGGGUAAAUCAUUUUCGAUUAAUUAUUUUAUCAACUGCAACAGCACACACAUUGUUUACCUUCUAAAAUGCCCCUGUGGCUUAGUAUAUAUUGGUCAGACCAAACGGCAAAUUAAAAUCAGAAUAUCGGAACACAAAAUGGCCAUACGCACUAAGAACGCAAUUUAUGCCAUGGCCAGGCACUGCAUGGAGGCAAACCUGUGUCUCUUAAAUUCUGGGGUAUUGAAAAAAUUAGUUAACCCCCUAGAGGUGGCGAUAUUGUCAAUAAAAUGCUAUGCAGAGAGGCGUACUGGAUUUAUACAUUGAAUACACUUGAACCAAAUGGCCUUAAUGAAGAACUGAAUUUAUCUUGUUUUCUGUAGACUAAUCAUCUACUGCCCCCUUUCUAGAGAAUUGAGUCAUUUCCUGUUUUAUGACGCACCCUUUUGGUGUUGAUGAAAUAACAUGACCUCAAAUACCCCAUAUUUUGAUCUCUCUUCUUUGUGAUGUUAUUUUGGUGCAAUGUGUAUGUAAAUUUUUCCAUUUUCUUUUCCUUUGUUUGGCUUGAUUUGGGAUUUUUUGUGUGUUUUUUUGUUUUGUUUUUGUUUUUUGGAGUGCAGCCUCUGUCAUUGGCACCCUUGGGUGGUUCUAGUCACCCCCUACGCACCUGUCAGGUGCUCCUGAAUGUUUUUUAAGCACCACCUACCCAGGUUUGCCAUAUUGACAUAUUGAAGACAUGAGAACGUUGAAACGUUAGUCUUGGCUUGACUUAAUUGGGUUAUACUGUUAAGUGCGGUGCAAAACAGAGACGAAAAAUAUUUCUGUAAAUGUAUUCUCAUAUUUUAUUGGGACUUAACUACUGUACAUAUGAUCAAUUUCUUGAAAUGAGGUGGUAUGUUCCUUUAACUUUUAGAACAGCACUGGGCUCGUCCUCCACCCGACCACCCAACACAUAGCAUGCCAACAUGCUAUUUCGCAUGAAACACAUUGGUUAAAGUAAAAAAAAAUCUUUUCCACAUUUCAAACUUAUCAGUGAUGGUUUCAGUUAGCGAUUACUCUAAAGUACCUACCUGUAACAACGCAACAACGCAAGCCCAGAGAAAGUUAGAAACUGCCUACAGUAGUGAGGUUUUGAGCGAUCUCGGCAAACAGGACCCAAUGCUCUGCUACUAGAGCUAUGAAGAGUUUGGCAGUUUUGUUAUAACCGUUAUGUGGGAGGUUGAUUUGGGAAGGAGCACCAUUUAAAUUGCAUGACUCUCGCCCGUGAGCACCACUGCUAAGUCUGAGAGAGUGCGCGUUGGCUUUGCCUUCAAAAGGCUUGGCUUUAUCUAUCAUUUUUCCGUCCUUGCCACCAAGAAAUGGAGGGUGGAGGCAUGAAGGAUUUCAGCAGGAUUCCAGACCUCUGUGUGUGGUGUAUCUCAGCUUAGCUCCACCAGCGGGCUCUGGAGCUAUACACACAGAGAGGUCUGGUGAGAACCAGGCUACCAUUUAAAAGUCAUUUAAUGUAUUUGUAUUUAUUUUUUUA